Molecule: messenger RNA, 2429 nt
Organism: Hevea brasiliensis (rubber tree)
Lineage: Eukaryota; Viridiplantae; Streptophyta; Magnoliopsida; Malpighiales; Euphorbiaceae
Product: disease resistance-like protein DSC1
Exons: 3
Coding region: 1206-2264 (352 amino acids)
Molecular function (GO): protein binding
Source: RefSeq, a predicted model, not a curated record
UCAUAAAAUUUCUUUCGUGUCUCAGAUUUUAUAGUUUACCAAAAUAGUAAUCUAUAGUAUUUUGCUCUCUUUACCUUCUUCAAACUCAGUUGCACAACCCUUCUUUUAUCACUUAUCAUGGCUUCUAGUUCUUCAACCCCUCCCUGCAACUAUGAUGUUUUUAUUAGUUUUAGAGGCAAAGAUAUUAGAGAGGGUUUUCUCUCCCAUCUCUUUGAUGCUUUGCAGCGAAAACAAAUCAAUGCCUUCUUGGAUGAAAACCUUUGUAAAGGAGAAGAUAUCUCACCUGCUCUUUUGGAAACAAUUGAAGGUUCUUAUGUCUCAAUAGUAGUUUUCUCUCAAAAUUUUGCAGAUUCUCCAUGGUGCUUCGAUGAGCUUGUGAAGAUACUUAAAUGCAAAGGAACUUUAGGACAAAUAGUCCUACCAAUUUUUUACCAUGUAGAUCCAACUGACGUUCAAGAUCUCACAGGGAAUUUUGGGAAGGCAUUUGCUGUGGCAAAGCAUGGAGAAGAACUCAAAGGCUGUUUAGACAAGGUGGAAGAAUGGCGCCAUGCUUUGAUGGAAAUAAGCAAUUUAUCAGGAUGGGAUUCACGGAAUUUCAAGGAACUGAAAAUGUUGAAGGCAUAUUACUUGACAUGUCUGGGAAUGGAUAUUUGGAUCUAAGUUCCACAGCCUUCAUCAAGAUGCGCAAGCUUAGAUUCCUCAAAUUCUUCUAUGCUCCUUAUUCCAGAGAAGGCCAAGUGCUGCUUCCUAGAGGCCUUGAAUUUCUACCAGAAGAGCUAAGAUAUCUUCACUGGGAAAUAUUCCCCUUGAAAUCCUUGCCAUUAAAUUUUUGCCCAAAAAACCUUGUAGAACUUCACAUGCCUCGCAGCAACCUCCGACAACUUUGGAAUCGAGAUAAGGCAAUAAUUAUUGUACUACUUUAUAAAAUUUAGCUACAUUUUGUGAAUUUAAUUAACAUCUGCUAAUUUCAUUGAUAUUUUUCAUUACAGGAUCUUGGAAAUCUGAAAUUUUUAGACCUCAGCUACUCUUUGGAGCUGACCGGAGUUCCAGACUUGUCUAGCAUCCCAAAUCUUGAGGUUUUAUAUUUGAACGAAUGUAGAAGCUUGAUUGAGAUUCCUAGGAGCAUUGGCGAGUUGAAAUUUCUAAAAAACGUUUCUCUCAGUGAUUGCCAAAAAUUGCACAGUAUUCCUCAAAGCAUCUGCAAUAUGAAAUCUCUUACACGCCUUGAUAUCUCAUAUUGUUUGAAUGUCAGAGUAUUGCCAGAGAACAUAGGGGAUUUAGAAAUGCUGAAGAUACUUAAUAUAUCUGGAAGUGGAAUAAAAACAUUACCAUCCUCCAUCAAUCAAUUGGGAAAAUUGGAACAGUUAUAUUGUACGGGAUGUGCAGGUUUGACAUUGCCUCCUUUGACAGGUUUGUCCUGUGUGAGGGCAAUUUAUUUAUAUGGCUGCGGUAUAUUAGAAAUUCCUCGGAGCCUUUGGUUUUUAGCGUCAUUGGAAACGUUAGAUUUAGGUAGAAACAAUUUUGAGAGCAUACCCGCAAGCAUUAAACAACUAUCUAAUUUGAAGAAGCUUGAAUUAGGAGGUUGCAAGAGACUUAAAUUUUUACCAGAGCUUCCAUGCUUAAAAUACUUGGAUGCAUUGGAUUGCACAUCUCUGGAAUCUGCAUCAAUAUCAUUCCUUUUCCUAGGACAUGAAGACAAAGAAAAGGAAACGGAUCUUGUGUUUCGUAAUUGCAUCAAUAUGGAUAAGGACGUAUAUGAGAAAGUAAUGGAGGAUGUACUUGCAAUGCAUCUGUUCAAACACAAGAUUGUUCAUUUGUGUAUUCCCGGGGAUGAAGUGCCUCAAAGGAUGAGAUAUAAGAACCAGAGUGGAUCUUCUCUUUCAUUCAGACUAGAUCGUCCUAACUUGAUUGGUUUUUGUUUUUGCGCUGUUUUUGAUCCCAAUAAGUGUUCUGGUUAUCGAUUUCUUGACAUUCAUUGCGAAGCCCAAUUCAUAGAUAAAUCAGGACAUAGCAGUAAAAAUGUCUAUUCCUUGUUCGAUAUUGCAUACAUGAACGCUGAUUGGUUAUAUUCAGAACAUGUGUUCCUUUGGAAUCACUGGUUCUUCAACAUGGAAGAUGGUUUCGUCGAGGCCUCAUUUCAGUUCUACCCAACAUAUCCUGUGUUUGAUUACGAGGCUAUAAUUAAGUGUGGGGUACAUCCUAUGUUUGGAGAAAAAGGAAUAAAUCAUGAGAAAAAGGAAGAGGAACCACCACAGCGGAGAUGAAAAGGAAGCAGAUUCAGAAAGACAACAGGUAAAGGAAUUUCUUAUUUAGUGUGAUACGAACUUAGGAGCAAUAUACCCCCAAAAGCUAGCUGUUGAGGUUGCAUAGUCCAAAUCCAUAUAUACCCCAUAUUGAAAUCCCAUAAUUGUAAUCUUUUGCAGCUCUAU